Molecule: messenger RNA, 5646 nt
Organism: Schizosaccharomyces osmophilus
Lineage: Eukaryota; Fungi; Ascomycota; Schizosaccharomycetes; Schizosaccharomycetales; Schizosaccharomycetaceae
Gene: mus7
Product: DNA repair protein Mus7/Mms22
Exons: 1
Coding region: 1-5646 (1881 amino acids)
Biological process (GO): double-strand break repair via homologous recombination; replication fork processing
Cellular component (GO): nucleus; Cul8-RING ubiquitin ligase complex
Source: RefSeq, a predicted model, not a curated record
AUGAGUGAUUUCUUACUUCUUGACCAUGUAUCAGAUUCUCAAGGUUCAGGAAGUGAAUGGUCAAGUACAAUCUCGUCUUCGGUUUCUGUCGUAAAGACGAAAACCAGCAUUUCUAAAAAUAAUCAUGAAUUUGGGAAUUCUAUAAGUAACGUCAAAUCCGUGAACGGUCUUUCAGUGUCUUCCAACAGUUCCGUCGCUUCUUUACCCAAUCCAAUUAAUGAGAGUCUUACGCGAAAUACUUCUUUUAAACAUAUUGGAGCUGUCGAAAGUGGAAACGAUGUACAAACGGUGAAUAAUGCUUCCCCAAUAGCUUCUACUUCGAGACGUGAGUUUCGUCCGCGACGCCCUGAACAAACGAUGCCUUAUACUUACGACUUUUUGAGACAUAAGCUAGAAUUCAAAAAGAUGGGCUUAGCGCCGAUUUCUGUUCCACAUGGCACUGAGCAUGCAACAGAACAACGAUCGGUAGCCCAUAGGCCAGUUAAUGUCAUAGUAAGGGGAACCAUAAAGGAGAAAGAAUCUCCCAUUGAUGAUAAAAGGGAAACGGAAACAAAAAUUCAUAGGACGAGGAAGCGACAUGGUAUAAUUCUAUCCGACAGUGAUGAUGAGCCUUCAAGUAGUCAUAGUUCGCGGAAUUUCAAGUCGAAUGACACUAUCGCGGAUGAAUAUAAAGCUUCUCAAAAAUCAGAUUUAACUCUCUCGCAUGUGUCUGACCAAGACGACGACGAAGAUGCGGAAUCGUCAUCCUCUUUUUCUUCAACAGGUUCUAAUACCAAGGUACCACCAUCGCUUGAUGUCUACAAAAAAAGACUAAAAGGAAUUCUUCCCCCUUCUUUUUUAACAUUACAGGGAAAAAGAAAGUUGGAUAAAGAAAAUCCAAGCUUCGAACUUCAUGAUGCUCAUAAUAGCAAUCAAGAUUCUAUUGGUGUAAAAAAAAAAGGUAUCGUGAGACGGAAGCUGAAUCAAAAUAGGACGAAAAGUUUAUCUUUUGGAAAGCCUUUGGAUGAACAAGACCACUAUGAAAAUAAUACUCCUUCGUCGUCUCCCAAAGUCCCACAUUUUGAUAAGACAGCUUUUACGAACUCUCUCACUAAGGAAAGCCAAACGAAAAAUCAAGAUGAACAAGACCCUUCUUUGCUUGCAAAUAUUUCCAGCAUCCCAACCUUCCGCUCUGCGAGCUUCCCUCAAAGUCAAAACGAAGACCCAGAUGAUUUUCCCAGAAAAAGAAGAAGAAAAAAUAAGCGCAGUUUUGUUGACUUAGGCUUAUUAGCAACGCAUACUUAUAACACAACAGGGAAACCGGCCCCAAAGUUUCUACGUAUAUUCUCUCGGGCUGCUUCAAAAGUACCGAAGAAAAAAUCAAAAUUAACACAAAGAAGCUCUAACAAGUAUUUUUUGUUUGAUUCGGUAUCCGAUCAGAAGGAAGUUGAACAAGUGAUAGAUAAUUGGGAUCAGGGUGAACAUUUGUUAAUUAAGGACACCUUCACCAAAAUCCCAAAGGCUUCCCAUAAAAGGGAUGUUCGGCAUAAUAAUGAUUUGUCACGAAAUAAGAGCUCUAAAAUCAGCAGUAAAAAGGCACCUUCUGAGGACUUUAUAAAAUCCAAUUCGUCGACGGGAAAGCAGAAGGAAAUUUCACAGAAAAGAGAGAAGUUUUUAGCUUUGUUUUCUUACCCUAAAACUCAGAGACAGAAACAAAAGCAACCAUAUACUUUCCCUCAAAGUUCCAUGGAUAAGCUUUUCGUUGAUAAACCUGAAGAUUCGCUAAAGAGUGUUCAUAGCUCUUUAGGGAAUAAGGGUAGUCUGAACUCUAGUCAUUUGCUUAAUCCUAACCAGAACGACUCGAAAACGGUGCCGUCCAUCUUUAGUAAAUUACCGAGAAAACAGAAAGCAAACCGUAUCCUUCGCGAUGAUUAUGGUCAGCUAAUUUUCUCUUCCAAAGGAUCUAAUAGUUCACCUAGCAUCGAACAUUUCUUUAAAGUUGGCUCUUUUUCUGUUACUUUUAAUGUGGUUCCCUUUAAGUCUGGUAUUAGUCUACCAGAGGGUAGCCUUCUUCGGAAUGGAUACUUAGAAAAUAUAUUAAAGAGGGAAUCAGCGAAUCCUACGAAACGUAUUUAUGCUUUUUCUCGUCAUUUUAGCGUCUCUGACGAGGUAUCAAAGACAAACAGCCAGUUAGAAGAAGCUUUCGAAUUAAUAGUGGAUCUACUCCCGGUGUUUAAUAAUAACUAUGCUAAAGAUGCUUAUGAUCUCUUCUCGUUUUGCUCUGGUUAUUUGCUCAAUCUGCAACUGUCUGAUCAAACAAACAUUGCCAGCCAAAGUUCCUCUUUUCUGGAAAUGUUUACUAAGUUUUUUGAUCGAUGCAUGUCAACUAUUUCUUUAAAAGAGAGUCAGUUUUUCUUUAAACUGAACAUUCUUUUUUUAACGUUUCAGUUUCUUUACUGUGCACAAUACGAGAUUAUUAGCUCUUCGUCUAGAAAUUCCAUACGUUUGGCAAGAGAGUUGAUAAGUAAGCUGCUGAGUUAUGGACAGACUGAUUUGUUAGAAUGCUACCGUUGUCUUAGAUCUUCGACUGAACCAACAAACCCCUUCUCAGUGAUUUCUUUGGAGACAUGGAUCAUUUUGAAUAAACUUCUGAUUCUUAGUACUGGAAAAUACGGAAGUUUAUGGGAGCAGGUCGAUAAUUAUUUGAGUUUGGAUGGCCCUGAGUUAUCAAUUUUAGAGAUGGAAAAGAUAUGGUACAUUAUAAUCACAGUAUCUCCAGUGUUUCAGUUUAAUGACCUCGGUGUCGCCGGAAGCCCUACCAGUCAUAGUUAUUGGCCUCUCGUUCUCAAAACGUGCCGAAGUACCUUUGAAAGACAAAAGAAGGGCAUCGAUCCUAAAGUCACAGAACGUUAUUUACGAGUUUUAUUGUUAAGAAUUAAUCUUUUGAUAUCUGAAUGGUUUUGGUCAGAAGUAGCAUCCGUUUUAACUGCUAUCUUUGACUUCUUCAGUCAUCGUAAAUUUAUUGAUCUUUCUUAUGAGUCAUCCGAAGAUGUUGCUUCAGAAUUUCCAGAUUUUAUAAAAUCACUGGACAGGUCUCCCGAUUUGCACAUAAGUGCGCUUGAUACGUGUUUUGUCAUUUUUCUCAAAACAGUGAUUAUUUCAAUUCAAAGGCUAAAAUGCGAUUCUAAAAACACUUCGAUAAUACGUCGAAUCGUUUCAAGACUUCAACCACUUCAUGCCCGACAGUAUAGAAGAGAGAUUCCUUUCUCAAUGAAAGACUAUAUGUCUCUCGAACAUACACAUACUCUAUUAAUAUCAUUGUUUUGGGUUGCUCCAGAGAACUGCAAACCAAACGUAAAUGGAAUACGAGACAAUGUCAUAUUUGAAGGCUCGCAUCUCAAAGCGCGAUUAAUUAGUUUAAAGGCUUGGCAAUAUUUGAUGCGAUAUAUACUACUGUAUGGAUCGGACGCUCAAUUGGAUGCCUGUAUGAACUGGCUUGAUUCGUUAAUGGAAGUCACUUUGAACGAAUACUUAUCAUUGGUAUUCUCAGAUCAGGGUCUCGAUGAAAUUGAACUUAUUGCUUAUUCCCAAGGCCAAUUGGAAGACUUCCUAUUAGUGGCCUUUUACUCGCUUCAAGCUUUAAUACCAAAUCCUUCAGUAUACAUUCGAAGAAUAAACUGUUUGCUGACGUUUCACUGUAGUCAAUUCAUAUUUCAGAAUUCGUCAAGUUUGCCCUCAAAGGUUAUACUUGAAUGUACUUAUUUUUUAAAAAAAUUUCUCACUUAUCACUCUGCCUGUCAAUUACCUCGUGAUAAAACAGUAACUAAUGUCGUCUCUGCUGAUAGUCAAGAUGCUUAUUUCGAAAAUGACUACAUUGAUGAUACUGAAUUAAUGAUCGAGCAAGAAAAAUUUGAACGAAUUUGUGAACUAGCUAAACUGUUAAGGAAGCAUGUUUCACCUUACCUAUAUCAGACUAUAUCUACAUUAGUAGGAAGCGAUGAAAGUGAAUACAAAUCAUUUCGUCCUGUAUUAAUUCCUUUAAUGGAAUGCAUGGCACUUUGCGCUAGCUCUGCAGUUGAAGCUAAAAUUAACGAUUGGAGUUACUAUGUGGAUUUUGGUUCUGAAUCUUGGGAACGAAUCCGCAAUACACGACUGAAGCGAUCACUAAGCAGCCAAUUUUAUUCUAUUCUUAUAGAAACUAAUGUUUCGUUUUUAGUCGACCAGCGAGAAAAAGUCGUGACUGUUUGGUUUGAAUCACUGGGUGCUUUACAUGAUUCGUACGCUGCCUCAUUUACCUUACUUCUUUUGGAGAAAGAUAAUAAUAACCCAUUAUUAUUUAACCUACCAAUUAUACUAGACGAUCAUGAGGCAUUCCACCGCCAAUUCAAGUCAGUUCAACUAAGCUUAAUUUCUUCUGUCCUUGGAAAUAUGGCAAAGAUUUACGACGAUGUAAAAAACAACUACAUGGAAAGUCAGCAAUACUAUCAAAUACUUUUUCUUCAGUAUUUAAGCUCAUUGUUAGCAUCCAUGCAAAGCAGUUAUGAAAGUCUUGUUUAUUCAGGUGAUGAGCAUUCCAUAUUCAUUUCAUCCGCGCAAAGGGUUGUGGGUGACAUUCUUCAAUAUUGUAGUCCCUUUGCUAAUGAAAGGAAUUUGGCAGGACUCCGUUACUUUAUGGACUCUGCAAGGUUUCCUCAACCACCGGAGCGUUUAGAAUACGCCGCUUUUCGACUACGAAGUUAUGCCCGUAAAAACUUAGCCUCAAACUCUUCUCGAAGCGCCUUAUUCAGUUUUUUAAAGGCAAACUUCGAUGUUGCCCUAUUAGAGCAAAAGCAGAAAGAUAUAAUGAAUCUCUUAACUCUUGCUAUGGGAAGUUACAGUCUAGAUGCCAACGACCAUUGGGAUGUUGAAGUCUCUACAUUACGAAAAUUUUGCCUAAAAGACCUUUUGUUGAAUUACUUAAGCGUCAAGUCUUUAGUGGCAUCAUUCUAUUCUUCUUUGCUGCUUGACUGUCUAACUCAAGUUUAUAGCAGCUUUCAGUACGUAUAUCUUAACGAAGAACAUCAGAUAAAGAUUUGUGAAGAGGUUUAUACAUCUAUUUCUGCGUUGGAGAAUUUUGCCUUAUUGUACUCAUCUUCGAAUCCUGUCAUUGCUGGUAAAAUAUAUCAUCUUCUAUCUGCUGUAUCAAAAUUUGCAUUAGUAAAGACUGAUAACCGUUUUGUCUUAGAUCUUCAAAACUAUUUGGGAAAAUUAAGUCGGGAGUUUUUGUUAGAGCUUUGUUGGAUUUUACAAAGUCAAGAGUACCCUCCACCUUUUUGUCAAGAGGUAUGUCCACAGUCUAAACUCUUCAGCUCAAUUGAGCAGCACUGUAAGGCUGACUGGUACGAAAAUAUUGAUAAUAUUGUUCACAAAGUUAGAAAAACCAAGUUGCAUUUGCCCUCCGUUGUCGAACAGGAAUCUACGAAGUGGAAUGCUUUAAUAGAACUUUUUGUUCAAUCAUGGAAAAGGAAACCGGAUAUUUUGGAACCAGAAUUAGAGACCUUUUAUAGAAAUGUGCGUUUACAUCAUAAUUCUCUAUCAGAUUUACCCUUUCAGGUUAGUGAUGUUCUAGCCAGAAUAGACCGUCUUUGGAUUAUUGAGGGUAUCAGUUUGCAUGACAUGUAUAUAUAG